AUGAGCGACUCGCGGCGCCACAGCAGCUACGGCGGCCGGCGCCGCAGGUACUACGAAGACGAAUCAUCCGACGACGGCUACGACGACGACAGCUACUACCACUACGACCCGCGGCACCACUCCAGAGACGACGAAAGGCGUCGCACCCGGGACCGCAGCGUGCACUUUGACGAGACGCCCCGUGCGUACGACUACCUCCCUCCCAAGUACAGCAGCAACAGCAGCAGUAGCAGCCGCAGCCGCCGUCGGGGAGACGACGUCUCCCGCGCUCGUAGUGCCCACCACCGACGAGACGGCAGCGUGGAGCGAAAGCAGCACAGGGAUCACUCGGAGCGGUAUCACAGGGACUCUGACCGGCGCCGGCACAGGUCUCACGACCAGCCACGGCGGCGGGACGAGCACCACCGACACCGGGACGGGGACCGCGGGCGAGACAGGGGCAGGGACAGGGACAGGGACAGGGAUAGAGACAGAGACGGGGACAGGCACCGCCAGCGUCCGGCGCACCGGAGACACAGCACGGGCGGCGACAUGCGCACCGACAGGACCAGGAGGAGCAGAAGAACGAGGAGCAGCCGGAGCAGAAGCAGGAGCAGAAGCAGAAGCAGCGGCGACGAGGGCCGGGGAAAGUCGCUGAACCGGCUGGCGGCGUCGGCGGCGCUGACGGCGGGCGGGGUGGAGGCGCUCAAGAUCCGCAACGACCCGGGCAGCUGGGUCGGGAGCAAAGGGCGGCGCGUGGUGACGGCGGCGCUGGGUGCGGCCGCCAUCAACAGGGUCGUCGACAACGGCAUGAGGGAGCACCCCGUCAGGCAGAAGGCCGGGGCCGCGCUCGGGGGUGUCAUUUUGAACAAGAUGAUGAAUGGGAGCCGCAAGUGA
Molecule: messenger RNA, 876 nt
Organism: Pyricularia pennisetigena
Lineage: Eukaryota; Fungi; Ascomycota; Sordariomycetes; Magnaporthales; Pyriculariaceae
Exons: 1
Coding region: 1-876 (291 amino acids)
Source: RefSeq, a predicted model, not a curated record